Brienomyrus brachyistius is the source of this 2880-nucleotide messenger RNA. RefSeq names its product collagen alpha-2(IV) chain-like. Gene Ontology annotation, cellular component: basement membrane; collagen trimer. Lineage: Eukaryota; Metazoa; Chordata; Actinopteri; Osteoglossiformes; Mormyridae. Gene Ontology annotation, molecular function: extracellular matrix structural constituent. Bases 1 to 2880 code for a protein of 959 amino acids. The transcript is spliced from 23 exons. The record is from RefSeq and is a predicted model, not a curated record.
AUGCAGGGUUUCAACGGAUACCCUGGGCUUCCUGGUUUGGGAGGCAACACGGGGCCAAAGGGCUUCAGUGGAGACCCUGGCAUGAAGGGAGACUCGGUAUUUGAACUCUACAAUGUCACAGGUGCUCCUGGUGACCCGGGCCUGCAUGGCCCACCAGGAAAACCAGGAGAUACAGGAUCAAUCGGCAUGCCAGGACAUCGAGGGCGGCCCGGUCAGUCCUACCUAGGUUUACCAGGCAACCUAGGAAGCCCUGGGCCAGAGGGGGAAAAAGGCGUGAAGGGGAACCCAGGAAGAGCCUGUCCAACCAAAGGAGAGCCAGGAAUGAAAGGUCUCCCAGGACCCAAUGGGCUCAGGGGCCCACCUGGGCGCCCAGGGCCCGGCUGCCACCCUGGGGGCCCUGGCAUACCCGGACCACCAGGAGAUCCUGGGAGAUGCGGUGAGCGAGGGAGGAAGGGAAACAAAGGCUACCCUGGGGAAUGCCAAUGUGACGGCCCUUGUCUUCAAGUGCCAGGUCCUGCAGGCCCUAUAGGCCCUCCUGGACCCCCGGGCGCCAACGGUCAAUAUGGAGAAUGGGGAGACAGGGGUGACCCAGGGAAUGAGGGGCUGCAAGGGCCACCCAGCAAAGCCCUUAAGCCCAGCUGCUCCAUUGACACUGGAUGCUUGCGGACUCCGUGCCAUGAGCCCAAAACGGUGGUGUCUCAUGGAGGGGCGUUUCAAGUCACUUCACUCUUUAGUGAUUUGUUUCAUGUGCAGGGGUUUCCAGGACUGCCUGGCAGCCCAGGGUUAAAGGGCCAGAAAGGCAGCCCCUACACUGCAGCAGUUAAAGGUAUAAAGGGUGACCAGGGCUUUCCUGGCUCUUUAGGCCUUCAAGGCCUGAUGGGAUGGGAUGGGAUACCUGGUGCCCAAGGUGUCCCUGGCGAUCGUGGGCCAUCGGGGGACACUUAUGCAGAAUUUCCGGGUGAUCCAGGGAACGUGGGUGUCGAAGGACCCAAGGGUCCACCAGGUCCUAUGGGCCCCCCUGGUAAUGGACUCAAGGGGCCGAUUGGGCCACAAGGGCUCCCGGGUGACCAGGGUCGUCCAGGUCGGCCAGGGCCACCUGGUCUUAAAGGUCCUCCAGGUGAGGUACUGCCAUGUAUACUUACCCAGCCCGGCGCUCCUGGGGCCAAGGGAAUGAUGGGAAACCCAGGGAGCCCAGGAGAUCCAGGACGUCCUGGUAUUAAGGGAAUGCCAGGUUAUGAUGGGCCUAAGGGACAGAAAGGAGAUAUGGGGGAGCAAACACAAAAUGGACCUAAAGGGGUUCCAGGACCCCCGGGUGACCCUGGAGAAAGGGGCUUUGAUGGACCCAGCCUUGAUGGCUUCCCUGGCCCACGAGGCCCAGAUGGCCUGCCUGGACUGAAGGGGGUGACCGGGAUGGCAGUGCCUGGAGGGCCAGGAGGACCUUCUGGAGCACAGGGACACAAAGGAGUACAGGGAGAACAAGGAGAGCCAGGCCCUCCAGGGCCCAAAGGAACCAUGGGUCUGCCUGGACUGGAUGGGUUGAAGGGGCAGAAGGGUGAAAAGGGAGCAAGAGGUUCAAAUAUGGCAGGUCUUCCAGAGCCCCCAGGAUCCCCAGGUGUCAAGGGACCUAUAGGCAGGCAGGGGCCUCCAGGGGCUGCGUAUCAAGGCUCAAAAGGCCAGCGGGGCCCAUAUGGACAGCCAGGUGACCCAGGGUACCCUGGGCAAUCAGGGUCUCCCGGGCUGAAAGGAAAUGCAGGCCCCCCCGGUCUUCCUGGACCCCCUGGGGACCCAGGUUUGCCAGGUCUCAAAGGUGAUAGAGGACCGCACGGGAUAAUGGGUGAUCGGGGUCCACCUGGCCCCAUAGGACAACCUGGGCGUCCAGGGCUCAAGGGAGCCAAAGGAAUGGCUGGAGAAAGAGGUCCCACUGGGCCCCCUCCAAUCCCACACAAAGGGCCCCCAGGUGACCCAGGGCAUAUGGGUCCUCCAGGUCCCCCAGGUCCUCCUGGCUUACAAGGAAACCCUGGAACACAGGGAAGGAAGGGCGAACCAGGGCCAUUAGGGCUCCCAGGGCCAGACGGCCCCUCUGGGCCCCCAGGAGUUCCAGGUGACAUGGGUGUUCCGGGGGAUCAAGGUGCUAUUGGUCUACAGGGUCCUUCUGGUUCCCAAGGAGAACCAGGGCCACCGGGGCCUUGUAGGAAUUAUUACGCUAGUUAUCCACUAGUGAUACACAGCCAAUCAAAUGCAGUUCCAGCCUGUCCAUUAGGAAUGGCCCCUCUCUGGAGUGGCUACAGUCUGCUCCACUUCGAGCGUCAGGAGAAAGCACACUUACAGGAUCUAGGCAAAGCUGGGUCAUGUUUAAGAGUAUUCAGCACCAUGCCAUUCGUUUACUGCGAUGCUGCUACGUGCAGCUAUGCCAGCCACAACGACAAAUCCUACUGGCUGGCAUCCGCCACGCCCGUGGCCACGAUACUGGUGUCAGGCCCCGAGAUUGCGAACUACAUAAGCCGCUGUGUGGUGUGCGAGGUUGAGACUCCUGCCGUCGCCGUUCACAGCCAGGACAUGUCCACACCACUCUGCCACAAAGGCUGGAGGAGUCUCUGGAUGGGAUACUCUUUUCUUAUGCACACGGGGGCUGGUGACGCGGGGGGUGGUCCAUCCUUGGCCUCAUCGGGAAGCUGCCUCAAGGAUUUCCUCAGCCAACCGGUCAUUGAAUGCCAGGGUCCACGGGGAACCUGCCACUAUUUUUCUAAACUUUACAGUUUCUGGCUAGCUCAUGCGGAUAUAGCUGAGCAGUUCAUCUCUGCCCCCUCAUCAGCUAUACUCAAGGAGGAGUGGCAACAGCGUCGACGAGUCAGCCGGUGCAAUGUCUGCAUUAAGGAGUGA